Clonostachys rhizophaga is the source of this 1281-nucleotide messenger RNA. The record is from the annotation of a GenBank genome assembly. Lineage: Eukaryota; Fungi; Ascomycota; Sordariomycetes; Hypocreales; Bionectriaceae.
AUGGUGCUCACGAGCCCCCCGGAGCAAGUCGCCAUUGCUGGCGCAGGCCUUGCGGGCCUCACUCUUGCCCUCGCACUCCACGACCUAAACAUACCCUCGACGGUUUACGAAGCCCGCUCCGAAGACUUCGACCAAGGCGGAGGCGUCGUGCUCUCCCCAAACGCCCUGCGCGUGCUUGACAGCGUGGGAGCCUACUCACGCAUUCGAGAUAAAGCCCUGCAGUUCGACGUCCUCACUUUCACAGAUGGCGAAAACAAAGUCACCGACGAGUACUAUUUCGGAUCCAAGGAGCUGUAUGGCUACAAAGCUAUCCGUAUCAUGCGCAAAGAGCUCCUCGACGAGCUGAAGGCGAUGCUAAGGGAGCGGAACAUCCCGAUACACUACAAUCUCAAGGUCACCACGAUCAAUAGCGAGAAUCCAGACAAGGUCGAGUUCACCUUUGCCAACGGCGAGUCCGUCUCCACUCCCCUCCUCAUUGGGGCCGAUGGUAUUCACUCGACCGUCCGCACAAGUUUUCUCCCCGACAUCAAGCCCCUCUACGCCGGCUUCAUGGGCAUCAACAGCGUGGUCCAGCGAUCGCAGCUCCGAAUCCCGGAUAACUACAGCCUGCCGGCCUCCGUCGGGGCCAAGCCCGGCGCAUUCCUCCUCGUCCCGCAGAAACCCGACGGAUCCGAGCUCUUCAUCGGCUCGCAGCGCGUAUUCCCCGAGCUCGACGGCCCAGGCUGGGACGAGUUGCGUCAGGAUAAGCAGAAGCUCUACGGCAUGCUCCAGGAGAACAAGUCCGACUGGCCGGACGUUGUCCAGUCCGCGCUCGAGGUUACGCCCGUCGACCGCAUGGGCUUCUGGGCAUUCUACGGCCUCCCGCCCCUGCCCAGCUGGCUUUCCGAGUCGAAGAGAAUCAUCCUGGUCGGCGACGCAGCGCACGCCAUCCCGCCCACUGCCGGCCAGGGGGCAAACCAGGCGUUUGAGGACGUGCGAUCCUUGGCGACUGUGCUUUCCAGACUGUCGCCCGACGUGCCCCUGGAGCGGGCAGCCGCGCGGUGGCAAGCCUACCGCCAGGAGCGCAUCAAGAAGGUGCUCGAGCUGACGAACCAGAUGAACGCCAAGCGUCUACCCGAGGCGCAGCGCGCCAGUUUGCCCGCCAGCGCUAUUUGGAGCGAUACCUCGCUCACUCAGGGGAAGGGGGGAGAGCUCCGGUGGCUGUAUGAACCGGACCUGGCAAAGGAGGCAGAGAAGUGGGUGGAGGAAAUCGCUAAAGAAUCACAAUUAGGGAAGAGCUGA